AUGGACGUGCAGCCCAUCUAUCUCUACAGAACUGUUCGAGUGGCGGUAAGACAGCCUGACGGAACUCUGUUGACAACGGAAGGCGGAGAACAACAAAUUCUGUACCUUCAACAAGACGGUAUAUUCGGCGGUACCGGCCAAGUAGCGAUACAUCUGAUGCAACACGAAAUGAUGAGCAUCCGAGCAGAAAUCAUCCGCUUCUCUGCCCAUUCCGUGUGUAACUACGUUUGGAGGUUGACAACCGAUCAUUUCAAAUUACAAGUGAGGUUCACAUCUCCAUGGCAACCCUUUGCUCAGCUGGCUUUGAUCCCGUCCCCAGAAGGGUGCGGGUUAAUAGCAACCGCCUCUUUCCCUCGUUCUCCAGGUAAGGUGGCCGUGCGUAUGGGUCCGUCAGGCCGGGCGGUCGGCACAGCUACUCGAACCCUUGUCGCCGGCCACGGCUCGCCCAUGAUUUGUUCAAUCAACAUCGAUAUCUCGGAGGACGAUAUGAUCGUGAUUUUCCAACCAGACGAUCCAACUUUGGCCCCCAUACUUUCCCAAAUAUUCACAAGACCGUCCUUCGGGUGGAAUUCGGAGACUAUCCAGCCAGAUCCCUUCUACACCAACGACUCUCUCAGCAUGUCAGACGCAAACAAUAUGGGCUAUGCACCUGAAGUAGAAAACCACACGGGAAUCUGCCUCCCGCAUUGCAGCAGCGUCAUCUCUCCUUCUCAACCAGAAGCCGGCUGGCAAAGUUGUGUUUCACAUCAAUACCAAUUGCCAUAUGCAGAUAAAUCUAGUCCAGCUUCUAGAUCAACACUCAGCAUCGGCUCAGAAGAUCAAAACAGUGCACAGUUCACCACCAUCAAUAGUGCUGGCACUCACCAUGAUCCUGGUGAUGACCGUUGCAUCGUUGUCAAACUACUGCCGUAG
This is a messenger RNA of Colletotrichum tamarilloi, 912 nucleotides long. RefSeq lists its product as uncharacterized. The transcript is spliced from 2 exons. The coding region runs from base 1 to 912 and encodes 303 amino acids. The record is from RefSeq and is a predicted model, not a curated record. Lineage: Eukaryota; Fungi; Ascomycota; Sordariomycetes; Glomerellales; Glomerellaceae.